Molecule: messenger RNA, 7328 nt
Organism: Fukomys damarensis (Damara mole-rat)
Lineage: Eukaryota; Metazoa; Chordata; Mammalia; Rodentia; Bathyergidae
Gene: Slc38a8
Product: solute carrier family 38 member 8
Exons: 9
Coding region: 803-2194 (463 amino acids)
Biological process (GO): amino acid transmembrane transport
Molecular function (GO): amino acid transmembrane transporter activity
Source: RefSeq, a predicted model, not a curated record
UUGUCACUGGACCUGGGGCCACCUCACCUGAAGCUCCUUAACGCCGUGGCCGAGGACUCGUGCUUGUUUAAUUGCAUUUCCAUUACCUAUAUUGACAAAGACUGUUUGCGGGUCACAAGCACAGGUGCUGGGAGUUGGGAUGGGACGCAUUCAUCCAAACAAAGCAUCGAUGGGCACGAAUCUCCCCCACACCGUGCUGAGUGGAGGAAGCCAGAUACGAAAGGCCCCGAAGGCAGAAACAUACCAAGUCGGUGCUUUCUCCUGGGGGUCGGAUGGAGGCAGAAACCGACAGUGAGAGGUGGGCUCGUGCUCUGUGUGCCGCAAGGGCUUGGAUCACACGUGCGUGUUACACCACCCUGGGAAGCACGGAGGAUUCUCCAUUGCCUUCUGUGGAGCUGAAGCCACGAGGAUGAAGGAGCGUUUGGGGGAAUUACGCUGACACCCACCACUCCACAUGCACCCCCAGACCAGCCAGGCGUGGUGACCCACACCCGCUUUCUCAGCCACACAGGCAGCUGAGGCAGGAGGGUUGGCAAAUUGGAGGCCCUGGGCAACUUAGGGAAACCUCGCCUCACAGUUUUUAAGAAAGGGCCUGGGCUCCCCCAAUACCACCAAAAUUAAAGAUUCGGAUGGAUUGGUGCCGCACAGACGGAGACACAAUAAAACGGGCUCAGAGCCUGUUUGCGUGUGGGUUUUGAAGGUUCGUUGCAAAAUUCUAAUCCUCUUGUGUGUGUGGAAGGUGUUCAUGGUGAACACUGGAGAAAAACACUGUAUUUAAGCUGCUGCGGAGGGGCCCCAGGAGAUGAGGAUGCCCAUCACUGUGGGGUGCUCGGCCCAGGUAGGGCACCCUCAGGAGGCAGGCAGGGCUGCCCACUUCACAGAUGGGAAAGCCGAGGCUGACGGUCUUCACCGCCCAGCAGAGAGCAGCCCAGUUAGAUUCGGACCCCAGGCUUGCCUGCCCCGCCUCCAGUCCGUCCCCUACAGCCUGGGUGAUUUUGAGAGUGGCUUCCGCAGUCUUCUGUGUCAGGGCGCAUGCAGGCGGUGUGUAUCUGAGGUGUGCCCAGCCCGCCAUCCUGCUCCGCAGGUCUCCUUGGUGUUCCUGAUCAGCGGGCUAAUCACCCUGGGUUACGCAGCCUCCAUCAGCGGCCAGGACACCUACCAGGGCGUGGUCCGAAGGUUGUGUGGCGCCCCCAUGGGGAAGCUGUGUGAGGCCUGCUUCAUCGUCAACCUGCUUAUGAUCUCCGUGGCCUUCCUCAGGGUGAUCGGGGACCAGCUGGAGAAGUUGUGCGAAGCCCUCCUGCCAGGCGUCCCGCAGCCCUGGUUCACUGCCCAGCGCUUCACGCUGCCCCUGCUGUGUGCGCUGCUCAUCCUGCCCCUGUCCGUGCCUCGGGAGAUCGCCUUCCAGAAGUACACCAGCAUCCUAGGCACCUUGGCUGCCUGCUACCUGGCUGUGGUGGUGAUGGCACAGUACUAUCUCUGGCCCCAGGACCUUGCACGCGAGCCCCGCCCCUCACAGAGCACCUCCUCCUGGACAUCCGUGUUCAGUGUCUUCCCCACCAUCUGCUUCGGAUUCCAGUGUCAUGAAGCCGCUGUGUCCAUCUACUGCAGCCUGCGCCCGAGGAGCCUGUCCCACUGGGCCCUGGUCUCUGUGCUGUCCUUGCUGUCCUGCUGCCUCCUCUACUCGCUGACAGGAGUUUAUGGUUUCUUGACCUUCGGGUCCGAAGUUUCUGCAGACAUCUUGAUGUCCUACCCGGGCAACAACACAGCCGUGGUCAUUGCCCGGGUCUUCUUUGCUGUCUCCGUUGUGACCGUCUACCCCAUUGUGCUCUUCCUGGGGAGGUCCGUGAUGCAGGAUUUCUGGAAGAGAAGCUGCUGUGGGGCACAGGGGCCACCAGUGCUGGCCGACCCCUCGGGGCCGUGGGUUCGGGUGCCGCUGACUGUCCUGUGGGUGGCUGUGACGCUCGCGAUGGCCCUGUGUCUGCCCGACCUCGGCAGCAUCAUCGGCGUCAUUGGGGGUGCGAGCGCCUUCUUCAUCUUCAUCUUCCCAGGUUUAUGCCUCAUCUGCACUGUGGACGUCGAGCCCAUAGGACCAAGAGUCAGGUACUGCCUGGAGGCCUGGGGUGUGGUCUCGGUGCUGCUGGGCACCUUCAUCUUUGGGCAGAGCACCGUGGCCGCCAUCCUGGAGCUGCUCUGAGGAGCCUCUCCAGCGUCUGGCUCGAGAGGAGACUGGUGUGGCUGCUGUUGGUGUGAGGAUGCUGCUCACGGACUCCCCCGCCCCCUGGAGCUCACCGGUUCUGCUUGCUCUUGGGGGUUCCGGGCUCACUGACAGAAACUGGCUGCUGCACCCUCCCUCUGGAGGCCCCUUCCUGCCCUCUUUCCUGCCAGGACCCUGGGGUCACUUGACUUGUUGGUUUCCCUCCGGUCUGUUUUCAUCUUUGUGUGGCCGCCUCCCUGGAUGUCUGUGUUCAGAUUUCCCUCUUCUCGUGGGACAUUCAGUUAGGCUGCAGCCUGAUUUAGUGUGUUGGCAACUGGACUUGACUGGAUCUCAUUUAAUAACUCAGUUAAGAUGUGCAAGAGUCCAGUCUCCAAGUAGGGCCGUGUUCCCUGGGCCCAGGGUUAGGGCUUCAGAUUCUCUUCCUAUGUGUACGGCUCAGCCCUUAAUAGAGGGGGAGGCACAGCAGGCUGAAGCCCAGAGAACCAGGCUUUGGGGUGUUGGGUUCAAAGCUACCAGCUGAGCGCAGUGGGUGGGGGCCCAAGGGGGAUCUAGGCUGUGUCCCUUGCAGUGGCAGUGCACUCGUGGUAUAGUCACAAUCCUGUCUAGAUCAGUGGACCCCAGUGUGAUGGCUUAGCUCUAUAGUGUACCCCCAAAGUCUUGGGGCCCUGUGCUUGCCAGGGGAUUUAUCCACUGAGGAGAUCAUGGCUAAAUGCGCCAUUAAGGCAGCGGGGCCUGUUGGAGGCGGUCUCAGGGGAUGUGACCUGAAGGAGAGCGUUCUUAUUACUGGCUCCUCCCUCCUCUCUCUCUGCUUCCUGACUACAUGGGCUGAGCCUCUUCCCUCUGCCAGACUGUUCCUGUCUUGGAGCCAACCUGCCAUGGACUGAGCCCACUAAAACCGUGAGUCAAAAUAAACCUGUCUCCUUAAGCUGUAUCAGGUAUUGUGUCCUAGAGACAGACAAGUGACAGGUACAGCCUGCAGGUGACUGCCCAGGGCAGGCCUGCGCACCUUUCCCUUCCAUCACUGCACCCUGGGUGCCUAGAAGCCAAGUGGACCAUGUGCCCUGCGUCUUGCCUGAGCCCACCCUGACACUGUGCAGUUGUCACACCUGCCGUGGAGGGUGACAGAGGACAGGACCUCAGAAAGGGGAGCGGGGGGAGUGGGAAGGGACCCAUGUCCAUGUGUCCCUGCCUUUAACCCUGCCUGGGGCCACGUCCUGGGUGUUGCUGACUCAGGCCACAUUUUUCUACCUUGGUUUCACCCUCAGAAGCCAGUGCGGUGACAACCAGGGAGAGUAGAGCUGCCAUUCCUGACUCUUUUUAUCAUGUAUAUGGCAAGCCAGGCUCUGGGCCAGGCCCUUCUUGUAUAUGUCCUGUGCUGUGUCUGGGACCAUGUGAGGUUAGGAGUGAUAAGUUCAUUUCUUUGGUUUUCUUUCUAGCCCAUCCACAUGCAUGAAUUUUUAAAAUGGUGAUAUAAUUUGUGUGCAUGAAUUUUGCCCCUUUGCAGUGUGCUGCUCAGUGGUUUCCUGUAUAGUCACAGGGUUGUGUAGCCGCCCCCCCGUUUGUUCCUAGCAUGCUUUCAUCACCCCAAGAAGACCCCUGAGAACCAGUCACUGCCUAUGUCCCCUGUCCUCAGCCUCAGGCAAUGAGUCUGCUGUCAGCCUCUGAGGUUUGCCUGCCUCAGCUUCCUGUAAACAAACACGUGGCACAAGGUCCUGUGUGUGACUCCCUGGAUGUUACAUGAUACUUCCAGGUCUAGACAUUUUGCAGGUGAAGGCCACUGAGGCCUGGCAAAGUCGAGGCUGCCUGUCCUGCAAGGCACAGAGUUGAGAUCAGAGAUGGUUUGGGGCUGAAUGCUGUUGUCCACACUCCAGGCUGAGGAGGCACUGUGGGGCAGACCAGUGUGCCUGGCCUGGGGGAGGUGACGCGCCCUCUGCCAGCCUCCAUCCUGGCCACAGUGGCGGGGGCAUGCGCUAUCCCAUGGCCAGCAUCCUCCCAGGCGGGGCCCUGGGGAGCAGGACCACGGGGCAGUGUUGCUUUAGUGGCGCCUUGUCAUCUCAGCGUGGGCUGAAGGCAGGCAGCCUUUCGUGUGUUACUGGUCCCGUCUGCUUCUUGAAAGGCUAUGCGGGGCUGGUGGGGAGGGCUGGGCCGUGCUGGACAGUACUGGGAGUCCCGGAAUGGUGGAGCAGCGCAUUCAGGCCAAGCGGUCUUGGAGCCUUGGGAAACUGAGGACCAUUUUCUAGCGUUCAGUGCCUCGGCAGCAUCCAGAGCAGGCUUACUGUGUGGUGUGUUUAUGAAGGCAGAGUGCUAGUGACUCGCGAGCAGUGGGGACCCAGACAGCUUUGCUUCGGGAAACCUAGGACGAGCUCGGCAGGUGAACAUCAAGGUUCCCUGCAGCCCAGAGGAAAGGGGAGUUGUAUGAUUUGAGGGCUCAGCCGGAAGCAGGAAAGCACAGCGGGAUGCAAGUGGCUAGGCUGUAAACGCUGAGAGGAGGCCGAAGCGCUUCAGGGACGGCUGAAUGCUCCACGUGGGCAGAGGCUUCUGUCUUCCUGUGAGCCGCACAUCAACCCUAACCCCGCGGGAACGAGCCUGGCCUGCUUGGGAAAGCAGUGCUCUGCUGUCUGCCUAGGGAAGGGACUGUCCUGCUUGGCACCACAGCUCGCCAAGGCAUGGACCGUGGCCGCGUGGGGAGGACGGUGCUGCCUUUGGGCAGGUGGUGUGCAGGGUUCGUGUGUGCACUGGGCCAGGAGGAGCCGAGUGUCCUCGCUGCCGCUUUCUGGCUGUGUCCUCAGGGCACCGUGCCCGUCCUCAGGGCACCAGCACAUGCUGGCCCUGGUCUCAGGGUCCUGCCUCUUGCUGUGACUUCCAUCCUCUGGGUGCUCAUCUGGGACAAAGCCGAGGCCAGCCCUAGGGUGAGCUGAGGGUACCUGCAGUGCUCUUGGCAGCGAGCCUGGCCUACCACGAGCUCCAGGUCAGUGGGACAACUCUGCCGGAGCACAGAGACCCCAGCCUCCGCUCCACUCCCAGCACGGCCAGGUGACAUUCUUCGUGGGAAGGGCCUGUGCUCCUGCGGGUGGGCUUCGUGAGCUGGUGGGAACCACUGCCCCAGGGGCGCCUGUCUGCAGGUUCAGCAGCCUAGCCUGGUGCUGCUGGCCCCGCACCGUGCACCUCCUGUAGGGAUCCUGAGCUUAGGAUGGGGCCCCGAGAGGAUGUGGGUGGCUUGCUGUGGCUGACUUGCUAGGAUUUUGAACUACAGUGACAUUCGUAUGACAGCAGAUUGGCCCCUGGAGGUGUGCAGUCUGGGGUAGCUGGUGUAUAAGGUGCUACUGCACUGUCCUUCCGGCUCAGAACCUUUCCAGCAGCCCAGUAGCCCAGCUUCCCCAUCAAUUGUUCAUCUGCGCUCUGCCCAGCAGGGUGAUUUCCUGAAAGUGGUCAUAUAUCACGCACGCCCCAUCCAAGAGGCCCACAGCGCCCCAAUGUGCCGCUUCAGGCCUUUUUAGGGCUGAAUGUUGUCGCCCUGUUCUGAGCCCACAGGGUCUGGGUUCCAGGGCCCACCGACUGCCAGUCUCCACGUCCAGCUGCGUGGCAUCGCCUGUAACAUGGCCACAGCUCCGCAGAUGACCUGCGGCGCCUGGUGCAGUGUGCGGUGAGGCUGUGGGGUGCAGUGACGGCUGGGCAGCGCAGAUGGACACUGCGGACUGUGCUGGGCCUGACCGCGCAGUUCAGUUCAGGUCAGGACCACAGGGCAAUCAUUUUCUUCUCACAACAUGUGGUCAGUCCCACAGCUGCAAACCUGUGGGUAUGGAGGACCGGGUGGGCGCAGGGGUCCACUGUGUCCUGCAUGUCUGUCACUGGCUGGUGAAUGUGAACCUGGGCCACGGACACCAGGCUGGAACGUGUGUGCGCGGGCGCUGUGCACUCUGCGGGGUGCAGUCCCCCUUGGGAGCACUUCUGCUGGUGGCUUUUUGAGGAAGCUGGUGUGGAUAUUGAGGUGGUGCCAGGUGGCAGGUGGGUGAGCACAGGAUAGGGUCGGUGGGGCUGGGUUUAGAUGAGGCCUGGGCUACUUUGCUGUGUGACCUCUGCAGAGUUGCCAGCCCCCUCUGUGUCUCACCUGUCCCGAUGGGCACGGCCCAGUGUGUGUCCAGGGUAAGUCCUAUGUGGGCCUACUCUGUGCCUGACACUGGAGCAGGGAUCACGAGUUAGCUGUGCCCAGGUAUGGUCAAGACCUGUGCUUGCCGAGCUGCUUCCCCUUGCAGCGAUGCCAUUCAGGACAGCAGGUGAGUAUGGGGGCACAGGGUGCACCAGUGGGGGCGCUCAUUCGUACCCCAAAGAGCUCCUGAGAAUAUUUUUUAAAAAGUUGAGCCACCAGGGAACACAGCAGGCUUGGCAGCAGGCAGACACAUGUUCUGGCCUUUUAAGAUACCGUGAGGAGAUGGCAGGACCGGAUCAAGGGAACAGGGGCUGCUGGGUACCCGGUGAGCUGAGGGGCAGGAGAAGGGCAGGGAUAACCGCAGCAGGGCCGUCACAAGCCCCGAGCACCCCAGGCUCCCGCAGGACCGGACCGGGCUUCCCAGCCCCGUCCUCUCAUCCCAGCACCCUAGGUAUGGUCUCUAGGCAGGGGACCUGCCUCUCACCGCCUUGUUGCCCUGAGACUUCUGUGGCAGGCCAGAGCCGAGAGAGGAAGCCACAGAGCUUCCGGAACAGGACUUGGGAUGGGACAGAGGGCAGCGUCGGGGCCUCCGUGUUGUGGGAACAGAAUCCGGUGCGUGGCAAGGUUGACACCUGCCAGUCACGGGGGUCCCUGACCUCCAGGCCAGGCAUGAGUGUAGCUGUCGACUCACCUACGCCAGGGAGCUGUUAACCAUUUUAGGUAAGGACGCCAAGGUCCUGGCCGUGGGAGGCCCGGUUCCACUUCCACCGGAAAGAAGGGGGUUAUCCUGGUCCCCCCAGAGCCGAGGAAGCACAGCACACGGCCGGUCCUGACUGGAGUUUAUUUGGCGCCUGUGCCUGGUGGUGGCAGGCUGCUGGGCAUGGCCCUGGCUACACGGGCUCUACUGCUGUCUACGGGCCUGGCCCAGGAUGAGCUUGGACACUACGGGGUCGAGGCUCCUACCAG